CAAGACAACCAGACAUGAGUUUGCAUGCUCAGCACCAGAAGAGAGAGCUGCGAGAAGCGUGAUACAUUGUCCAUUUUGUGCACAUAGACGGAUAUACACCAAAGUGACAGGGGAGAAAAUAGGCGACACAACUGGGCAUUGAGACCCCCCGAACCUGGCCUGGCCAUGGACGAUCAGGCAGGGCCCGGAGUGUUCUUCAACAAUAACAACAACUCGUUGAUAGCCAGCGUCGUCGGUGGGAAAGCACCACAAACCGGCGACGGCGGGGGCGGUGAGGCGGCUAGGGCGCAGUACAGUAUUCCGGGGAUACUGCACUUUCUGCAGCACGAAUGGGCCCGGUUUGAGGUCGAAAGAGCGCAAUGGGAAGUGGAACGGGCAGAAUUGCAGGCUCAGAUCGCCUUUCUGCAGGGAGAGAGGAAGGGCCAGGAGAAUCUGAAGAAGGACCUGGUGAGGAGAAUCAAGAUGCUGGAGUACGCCCUCAAACAGGAGAGAGCAAAAUAUCAUAAACUCAAGUAUGGCACGGAGCUGAACCAGGGUGAUAUGAGGCCUCCCAGCUAUGACUCAGAUGAAGGGAAUGACACAGAGCUUCCGGAACCCUCAAAUAGCCAGCUGAGCUGGAAGCAGGGACGCCAGCUGCUGAGACAGUACCUGCAGGAGGUAGGCUACACGGACACCAUCUUGGAUGUAAAGUCCCAGCGGGUUCGUGCUCUACUUGGUUUGACCGGGGACGCCGGGACAGCCGAGCGGACGGCCGAUCGCUGCGCCGACAGCAUGGUGAAUGGCACCGAGCCCUCCUCCCCCAAAGAGGGCGCCAAAACGGGGAAGCUAGAGAUGUCUGACUCUGCCACAGUGCUGGAGGCCUUUAAGUUCAUUGAGAGUGCGGCGGCCGAGUUUAGCGACGACGAUGAGGAUGAGGACAGCGAGGGCCGAGAGAAAACCAUCAUGGACCUGGCCACGAUGGUGAGGAAGAAAGCGGCGGCGUCUCCGUCCCCCUCCUCCUCGCCGUCCUCAUCCGCGGACCUGAGCGACGACCCCGACACGGAGGAGGCCAUGAAGGGCUUCGACUUCCUGGCCAGCGCUGACGAGGCCGACGGAGCGGCCGACCCCACCGGCGCCGACUGGGAGAAGGAUGAGCAGAGUCCAGGGGAGGCCUGGGAGGUGGACCAGGGCCUGAUCACGCGACUGAAGGAACAGUACAGGAAGGAGCGCAAGGGCAAGAAGGGGGUCAAGAGGCCUAACCGCUCUAAGCUGCAGGACAUGCUGGCUAACCUGAGGGAUGCUGAGGACCUGCCCUCCAUGCAGCCCCCAGUCAACCCCCCUCCCGGCCCCCCCAUCCCACGCCUCAAUGAGCACGAGCUGGGACGCACCCGACGAAGGCAAGACAUGGGCAUCCCCUCCUCGGUUGACCUGGUUUGUAGUGAGCCUGCCCACAUGGUGGCGGCGUUCGACAGCGGUCAGAUCGGCAUCUACAACAUGGAGACUCAGCAGCUCCUGCUCAAACUGGACACUGAGACGGCAGGCGAAAGUGAUGUCUCCUUUCACAUAAAUAAAGUGCUCAGUCACCCCACGUUGCCCAUCACCAUCACUGCCCAGGAAGACCGACACAUCCGUUUCUACGACAACAACACAGGUAAGCUCAUCCACUCGAUGGUUGCCCAUCUGGAUGCAGUGACCAGUCUGGCAGUGGACCCCAAUGGCCUGUACCUCAUGUCCGGCAGUCACGACUGCUCAGUGCGCCUGUGGAACAUGGACAGCAAGACAUGCAUCCAGGAAUUCACCGCACACCGCAAGAAGGAGGAGGAGUCCAUCCACGCCGUGGCGUUCCACCCCACCAAGUGCUUCAUCGGGAGCGCAGGGGCCGACGCUCUCGCCAAAGUCUUCGUAUGACCACACACACACACACACACACACACACACACACACACCCCUACCGACCUGCUGAGGACAGGCUGCUGGGCGGCUCCAGGGAACGAGGUGGAGGACUGGCUCAGCGG
Molecule: messenger RNA, 1994 nt
Organism: Alosa sapidissima (American shad)
Lineage: Eukaryota; Metazoa; Chordata; Actinopteri; Clupeiformes; Clupeidae
Gene: strn
Product: striatin, calmodulin binding protein
Cellular component (GO): dendrite
Molecular function (GO): calmodulin binding; armadillo repeat domain binding; protein-containing complex binding
Source: RefSeq, a predicted model, not a curated record